AUGUUACUCCCAUUCAUUCUUUUCCUAACUACAGUCAUCGCUAGUCCCUUACAGACUCCAUUGAACACAGAAUAUGAAAUCUUAUCACCAUAUUCUUCCCAUAGAAGCAUUUCUCCCCGAGUUUUCAUUGUCACUAUGUUCGAACCUGAAGAAUCAGCUUGGACUAAACAUAUGAACUAUGUCCAUCAUUUUGUCGUUCCUGGUUUAAGUCCCCUUCAUCCUCAAGUCCAUUGUACUGCUGAUUAUCAAAUUUGUCAUUUCACCACCGGAGAAGGUGAAAUCAACGCCGCUAAUUCCAUGAUGUCGAUUCUUUUGAAUCCUAAAUUCAACCUUCGUGAUACUUUCUGGUUAUUGAACGGAAUCGGUGGUGGAACUCCAACCGAAGUCACCACUGGUUCAGUAACAUUUGCCAAAUAUGCCAUUCAAGUGGGUUUACAAUACCAAAUCGACCCUAAAGAAUUGACUGGUUACCCUGAUUGGCCAACUGGUUAUUUCAGUUAUGGUGCUAAAGACCCUUGGGGAUACCCUGAUUCAGUCUACGGUACAGAAGUAUUCGAAUUGAAUGAAAACUUACGUGAUCGUGCCAUUGCUGCUGGUAAGAGAGUCGAACAAUCCUUGGAUAUUGGUAACGAUGAAAACAUAGCUUUAAGGAACCAAUUCCCAGCCCCUGGUAAUGCUAAACCUUUUGUUAAAGGCUGCGAUGUGUUAACAUCUGACAACUACUGGAUAGGUGAAACCUUCGAUAACUAUUUCAUCGAGUACAGUAAACUUAUCACCAAUGGUAGUGCUACUUACUGUUCAGCAGCUCAAGAAGAAAAUGCCACGUUAGAAGCUAUCUUAAGAUUAAGUAAGUUUGGUUACGUUAACUAUGAAAGAGUCAUUGUUAUGAGAGCUAUCUCCAAUUUUGUCAAAGCUCCUGAAGGAUUCAACGAUCCAGUAGAUUUCUUCCAUAAUUACCCUAAAGGAGGUAUAGAGUUGAGUUUGAACAAUUUGUACAAAGUGGGAAUUGAGGUUGUGAAGGAUAUUUUAGACAACUACGAUGAAGUUUGUGCAUUGAAGGCAAGCAAUUACUUGGGAGAUAUCUUUGGAACCUUAGGGGGAGUUAGAGAUUUCGGUAAAGAUAAGUAUACCGUGCAUUAG
Molecule: messenger RNA, 1140 nt
Organism: Yamadazyma jaroonii
Lineage: Eukaryota; Fungi; Ascomycota; Pichiomycetes; Serinales; Debaryomycetaceae
Source: the annotation of a GenBank genome assembly